CCGAAGCCCGUCAUUUGACGUAAUCUGAAGGCGCGCGCGAAACUCUCCGCAUGUGACUAACCUCUUCACGGUGUAACAUACCCGGUGUUGUGCUUGGUAGUACGAAGAUGACAGCGCUGUUACAGCAUCCAGGAUAUGAGGAGGAGAGGCUGCAGAGGGUCGCAGAGCAGCUGCCCUGCAGAGAGGUCCAGGCGGGGAUGCUACUGUCGCUCAUGGGGCAGCCACAGCAGUACAGCUAUCCCUCGAUCUUCAUCUAUGGUCAUCGAGCUUCAGGGAAGAGUCAUGUGAUGCAAGUUUUGCUGAAGGAACUUGAGCUGCCUCACACCACAGUCAGCUGUGUCGAGUGUGUCUCUGUUGCGUUGCUGUUUGAACAAGUGCUGCUGUCCUUCUUUGGCUGCGAUGCUGCCUCGCUGCUCCCCCGCAGUCCCUCCCUGUCUGACUUUGUACGCAUCUACAGACAGCAGUGCUCCCAGUCUCCUGCCAAGCAGACGCGAUACAUUGUAAUGGAAAAAGCCGAGCUUCUGAGAGACACUGAUGCCAAUCUCCUCCCUGCUCUCCUGCGUCUUCAGGAAUUGGUUGAGGACAAUGUUACUAUCAUCCUGCUCAGUGAAAUCGUCUGGGACCAGUAUAGGCCAAACACCGGCUGUUUCGAGCCCCUUCUGCUCCAUUUCCCAGACUACAGUAAAGGUGAGCUGCAGCAGAUUUUGUCUCAGGACAGACAUCCGUCAUAUUCGGCUGAGUUUUACUCCUCCUACAUCAACAUCCUGCUGGGAGUCUUUUACUCGGUCUGCCGGGACCUCAGAGAGCUGCGACACCUGGCUGCCCUCAACUUCUCAAAGUUCUGUGAGCCGUUGGCAGAAGGAAACGUGAAAGAGACUGACACACACAAGCUGUGGAGAAACAUUGAGCCUCAUUUGAAAAAAGCCAUGCGGACUGUUUACCUGCGAGAAGUGUCGAGUGUUCAGUGGGAGCAGAUGCAGCAAAUGGAGGAGAAGGAGACCGGAGCCUUGAGAGGUUUAUCUGCUCACACUCAUGUUGAGCUGCCUUAUUACUCCAAGUUCCUGUUGAUUGCUGCCUACCUGGCAUCCUACAACCCUGCCCGCACAGAUAAACGCUUCUUUCUAAAGCACCACGGUAAAAUAAGAAAAACUAAUUUCUUGAAGAAAAAUGAAAAGACAAGUAACCAUCUUCUGGGGCCAAAACCCUUCCCUCUGGAUCGCCUGCUUGCCAUUUUCUACAGCGUGGUGGACAGCAGAGUCGCUCCUACUGCCAGCAUCUUCUCCCAGAUCUCCUCCCUGGUGACCUUACAGCUGUUGACCCAGGUCAGUCAUGACGACCAGCUCGAUGCCCCAAAGUACAAAUGUGCCGUGUCUAUGGACUUCAUCUGUGCUAUAUCCAGAACGGUGAAUUUUGAAAUUAUCAAGUACCUGUACGACUUCCUGUGAGCCUGCUGUGAACAAAGGAGAGAUGACACGGUGACAGUAACACAAAAGGGGGAUUUAUACACUUAAGGACCAGCGUUUGGCAAACUGAGGAGCUCAGACUAUUGUUUGCAAUUUUGUGGUGGAAAAUUAAUCCAAUUAUGUUGCUGCCCCCUUGUGUUUUAAAGUCUUUGUGCCUCAGAAUGUGAAAAAUACAGGACUGUUCAUGUUAAAUAUUUGAAUUUGUAUAAAUUACAUGCCAUAAGUUUGUGUUAUUAAAAGAAAAUUUUCAGAUAA
Micropterus dolomieu (smallmouth bass) is the source of this 1718-nucleotide messenger RNA. RefSeq names its product origin recognition complex, subunit 5 (gene orc5). NCBI's taxonomy places the organism in Eukaryota, Metazoa, Chordata, Actinopteri, Centrarchiformes, Centrarchidae. Gene Ontology annotation, molecular function: DNA replication origin binding. Gene Ontology annotation, biological process: DNA replication; DNA replication initiation. The transcript has 15 exons. Gene Ontology annotation, cellular component: nuclear origin of replication recognition complex; nucleus. The coding region runs from base 108 to 1445 and encodes 445 amino acids. The record is from RefSeq and is a predicted model, not a curated record.